Molecule: messenger RNA, 1134 nt
Organism: Pipistrellus nathusii (Nathusius's pipistrelle)
Lineage: Eukaryota; Metazoa; Chordata; Mammalia; Chiroptera; Vespertilionidae
Source: the annotation of a GenBank genome assembly
AUGGACAGGGAUCUGAGUGACGAGGACAGUGCGGCCGACCUCAGCUUCGAGGCCGAGAGCCCUCUGGAGCCUCCAGGCGAGCUCCUGGAGAGGCUGCCCAGCUGUGACUGCCUUGUUCAAGGAGGCGGACAGCAGAUCUUCUUCCCGCCCUUGGAGGCCCCGCGGAGACCCCAGCAACAAACAUGCUGGUCCUCGUUCCUGCAACACAGCAGAGUCCCCAUGGUGACGGAGGAGGUGGCGCGUGAAGCCCUCCUCAGCUUCGUGAGCUCCAAAUGCUGCUAUGGCCGCUCAGCCGCCAGGGACCUGGUCAUCCAGCAGAUGAAGCAGCAGAUGCUGUGCCGGUAUCGACUGGAGACUUUCAGCGAAUCCAGGAUCAGUGAAUGGACAUUUCAACCCUUCACUAACCAUGUGGUGGACGGGCCGAGAAGAGGGACCUCCCCCAAGCUCUGGGACAUCAAGGUCCAGGUCCCCCCGAUGUUCCAGGAGGAAACCAGGAAGUUCCAGGUCCCUCACUCGUCACUGGUCAAGGAAUGCCACAAGUGCCACGGGCGGGGACACUACAAGUGCAGCGGCUGCCACGGGGCCUCCAUGGUGAGGUGCCCCUCCUGCAGCGGAGCCAAGCGCAGAGCCAAGCAGCCCGGGCGGUGCCAGCUGUGCGCGGGGUCGGGCAGGCACAGGUGCAGCACGUGUUCGGGACGGGGGAACAAGACCUGUGCCACCUGCAAGGGCGAGAAGAAGCUGCUGCACUUUGUCCAGCUGGUCAUCGUGUGGAAGAACAGCCUGUUUGAGUUUGUGUCUGAGCACCGGCUGAACUGCCCCGCACAGCUCCUAGCCAAAGCCAAAGGAGAGAACCUCUUUAAGGACGAAAACACGACGGUGUACCCCCUGGCGGACUUCCCGCUGCGGGAGAUCUCGCUGGCCUCCCAGCGCGGCGUCGCCCAGCACAGCGCCGCCACCCUGGCCUCCAGGGCCCGCGUCCUUCAGCAGCGCCAGACCAUCGAGCUGAUCCCGCUCACGGAGGUGAGUUACUGGUACCAGGGGAAGACGAGCGUCUACUACAUCUACGGUACCGACCACCGGGUGUACGCGGCCGACUACCCGGAGCGGUUCUGCUGCAGCUGCACCAUCCUCUGA